AUGGAGCGCCGUGCCCACGGUGGUGCAGAGGAGGUGCUGCGGCGGAGCAAUGCGGAGGGGGUCCUAGGGUUUGGGGGCGCCGCCAAGGAUAGGGAUAGGAACGCAGGGGGGUUCGGGGGUCCUACUUAUGGGGCGGCAGAACCCUCGGCGUGCGGGCCCAGCGUGGAGAGAUCGCCGGGGAUCUCGGGCUCAGGCGCGGAGGGGGACUUCUCCACCUCAGAGAAAGAAGUCAAUAACGCAUCGACCAAGGAAGACUCGGCAGUAGGAGGCUUCCUGCGUGGUGGGUCAUCGGAGGACGAUGAAGAUGAUGAUGAUGAAGAGAUCGAAGGUGGCAGCGGCUACAGCGGUGACAGCGGCGGAGAUGAUGGCAGCAGUGACAACGACAGCAGUUAUGAUGAUAGCGACAUUGGUGCAACCCCUCUGAUCAAGCGCCGCAAGGUCUUAGGCACCUACUGGUGGUAG
Panicum hallii is the source of this 462-nucleotide messenger RNA. Its product is annotated as alanine and glycine-rich protein-like. The record is from RefSeq and is a predicted model, not a curated record. The coding region runs from base 1 to 462 and encodes 153 amino acids. The transcript has 2 exons. Lineage: Eukaryota; Viridiplantae; Streptophyta; Magnoliopsida; Poales; Poaceae.